AAAAUUAAUUCUUCCUUGCUACUGCUAUCCAUUAGAGAAAGCAUUGCAAUUUUUCAAUGAAUUAUACACCUCGUAUUAAAUCAAUUUAUAGAAAUAAAGGUGCUGUCAUUUAUUGUGUUAAUUAUGAAUUCUUCUAUGUAUUCACGACGAGUUUUAGGUUUGAUUCUUUCCGGAUCAUUUGUAUCAUACAAAGACAUUAAUUUUGCUUUUCUUGCUUCUAUUUGUAACUGUUUUGCAAACAUAACAUUUCUCGCCUUUUCUCUUUUCAAGGUAACUAUUGGCGUUUUAUUAUGUAUUAAGACAGGCACAAUUGUUAUACAACUUGCCAUAUCCAAAUUGUUUUCCUUUUUACAUAAUGAACAUAUUUCCAAUGCAUUUAAAUUACAUUUACUACAUUUUGACAUGUUUGUUGAUUGAUCAAUGUAAAGAAAUAAAUUUCUAAUAAAUAAAAAAAUUGAAAAACGUAUGUCAAGUUUCAUAAAACUAUAAGAUGCGGUUAAAAUUGUUGUUAUAUCUUUAUUUCUUAUUAAAUAUAGUUUCUAAUUUUAUAAUAGGAAUAAAUUUAUGGAAAGAAUAUAAUGAACUUCGUAAAAAAAUAAAUAAAAAAUUGAAUAAACAAAAAGGUAAUAAUUUUUGCCAUUUUUCAGCAAAAAUAUAGUAUAACUUUUUAUUUUCCAUUAAGAGAGUGAACUUCUUCUUGAUAUUAAUGAAUAUGAAUAUCCAAGAGCAAAUGAAACACUUAGAAAGAUACACAAAGAGUUAUGGCAGGAAUAUUAUGAAUGUUUAAAAAAGACAUAUAACGAAAUUGGACCAGAAAAGAUGAUGUAUCCAAUAGCGUUUGAAGCCCUAGAAGGAACACUUGUCACAUUAAAAUGUCAAAUAUGUAUCUCUCCAAUAGAAAUCUACGUUAGUGAUGAUGUAGAAUGGUAUUUCAAUAAUACUGUUAGCAAUGAUACAAGUAGGCUUAUAGAAUCGGAUAAUGUGUUCAUUUCCCCAGAAGACAGAUCAUUAAUAAUACAUAACAUUAAGUCUGAACAAGCUGGUCAAUAUUGGUGUAAAUUUGGGGAUACAUUGUCAAUAUAUUACUAUAUAUCCAUUGACACUGAUCUUGAAGGAGUAAAAACUGUAUAUCCUACAACAGCACCCAAUAUGCCUCAUGCAAUGCCACAAAAUAUUGUAUCAGAAUAUAAUUUAAACAUCUAUACAACAUGGACCAAAUGGUCCUUAUGUUCUAACUGUAAUGUAGUUGGUAAAAAAGUUCGAUAUGGAUAUUGUACUGUUUCUUCACGUGCAGAUGUCAACAAGAAAAGUAUAAUAGAAGAAAAACAACUUGCAGAUUAUAAACGGCAAACUGCAGAGAAUGAACAAAAUGGAACAACAGAAACUACAACCACAAUUCAGGAUCAAAUUGUAGAUAAAAGUAUGAAUGAUAAAAUCAGAAUGGUUUUACGUUUAUUUAGAAACAAAAUACCUUGUAAAAGUAAAUAUUUGCCAAAAGCUUUGGACAUUUUGAAUAUUAAAGAUAGAAAAACAGAAAUUAUGGUGCGCUAUUGUAAGAUAAAGUGUCCAGAAAAUAUAAUAUUCGAAGUACGAGAUAAGAAGGGAAAUGUACUUGAAAGUGCAAAUAAUAGUGCUGGUAUAUAUUCUAUGGUUCAAGGAAUGCCCGCUCCAUCGCCGCCAGUUAUACGCACAACAAUUUAUCAAAAAUACGAUAAAAAAGCAGUUCUUGUGUGUCCAGGAAAUUUAAAUACAGAUGUACCAAUUAAUUGGAAAGUAGAUGACAAAAUCUUAAAUCCGUCUAUUGUAAAAGACCAGUCUGAAGGAAGAAUUUAUUUUAAUUCGCAAAUGCAUAUAAUUUUCAAGUCAUUAAAAUUUCAAGAUGCAAAUAUAUAUAGUUGCUGGCAAAGAAAUGAAAUCGUUGGUGUAAUAAAAUUAAAUGUAACUGGAGAAAUGGAACUACAAACAAAUUACGGUGUUAUUAUGAUUGGUGGAAUGUUAAUAAUUGUUGUAUUCAUGAUUGUGUUUUGGAGGGCAUUUCAAACUCGUAAACGUUUUACAAUACAUUGACUGUAUUGUGCACUAUUUCUUUGAAAUAAAACAACACAUGAUAUUGCCAAAAAGAGUAUAAAUAACUAAGAAAGAAGGAAAGAAUUAUUUUGAUACAAUAAGAUAUUUACCACAACAGAUUCAGUUGGUUUUCGCAUGGAUGGUGGUAUCAUAUCAGGGCUCAAAGCUGUGGGUGGUUCAACACCCCUGAGUUUUUGUUUAAUAAGCCACAUAGCUAGAGCAAAUUGUUCUUUAUUUAACUUUCCACUUUGACAUGUGUCACAAAGACUCCUGAAAAAUAAAUAAGAAAUUUCUUUCAUUUUUUUCUUAUUCUUUACUAACCAGUAAACAGUAUAAUUAAGAUAUAUAUGUACCAUAUAUGAGCUAAGACAGUCUGUGGAAGUCCACUUUGAAGGAAGACAUCUUUGAUUUCAAUACCUGAGACAUACCCAUCCAUAUCUA
This is a messenger RNA of Bombus pascuorum, 2508 nucleotides long. RefSeq lists its product as uncharacterized. The transcript is spliced from 7 exons. The coding region runs from base 820 to 2067 and encodes 415 amino acids. Lineage: Eukaryota; Metazoa; Arthropoda; Insecta; Hymenoptera; Apidae. The record is from RefSeq and is a predicted model, not a curated record.